AUGAGAGCCAUAAGAGUCAAGGAAUCACCAUUAUUCAAAGUGACAAAGUUCAAUGACAUUCACACUUGCUCACUGGACUAUCUAAAUGGAGAUCAUAGGCAAGCAUCAGGGAAGGUGAUUGGGGAUUGCAUUAAAGGAAAAUAUGAUGGUGUAGGGAGGUCUUACAGGCCGAAAGACAUAAUACAAGAUGUGCGGACAGAAUUUGGUGUCAAUAUUACCUACGAUAAAGCAUGGAGGUCUAGGGAGCAUGCUUUAGAAUCAAUACGAGGAUCUCCAGAGUUAUCUUUUGCCUAUCUGCCACACUAUUGUGCGGAGCUAGAGAAGAAUAACCCCGGAACUAUCACUCGUAUAGAGUCAGACAAAGAGAACAUGUUUAAAUAUUUUUUCUUAGCUCUUGCUCCGUCCUUGCGUGGUUUUAGAUCUUCGAUGAGACGUGUCAUCGCUGUUGACGGUACCCAUCUAAAGGGAAAGUAUCUAGGCACGCUUUUUAUUGCAUCUGCUUUGGAUGGUAACAAUCACAUUUAUCCUAUUGCUUUUGGUGUUGGAGAUUCGGAGAAUAACGAAUCUUGGAUAUGGUUCUUUGAGAAAUUACGACAGGCAAUCUCACUUGAUGACUUCUCUGAAUUGGCUAUAAUUUCAGAUAGGCAUCAGAGUAUUGAAAGGGCAUCGACCUUAGUUUUUCCAGAAUCAUACCAUGGUCACUGCAUAUUCCACAUCAAACAAAACAUGAAGGCAAAGAAAUUCGAUCCUGUAGUGUUUCCAAUUUAUUUCAAGGCAACGAAGGCAUAUCGUGUUUUUGAAUUUGAGGUCCUAAUGACACAGUUGAGCUUAAUUGAUCCCCGUGCACAGAGUUAUCUACUUGAGGCUGGUUUUGCUAAAUGGUCUCGUGCACAUUUUCUUGGUCGGAGGUACAAUAUACUAACUACAAACAUUGCAGAGAGUAUGAAUGCUGUUCUUAGAGAAGCUCGCCACCUUCCUAUAACAAUGUUGGUUGAACACUUGAGGGAUUUGCUUCAGAGAUGGUUUUAUGAGCGACGUACAGAAGCAGCAUCUCUGAAUUCUGUACUCUGCAAAGAGGUAGACAAACAUAUACGGAAGCGGAUUGAUAGGUCUCGUAGGAUGGACGUUACACCAAUAUCACAUAUUGAAUAUUACGUUCGUGAUGGAUGCGGUAAUGGUGAGGUUAACUUGCACAAUAGAACGUGUUCUUGCAAGAAGUUUGAUUUGCAACAACUACCGUGUGUACAUGCAUUGGCUGCUUGUGCCAAUAGAGAAAUCGCGGUACAUUCUUUGUGCUCAAGAUAUUAUACCAAUGAAGCUAUUUUGGUAGCUUAUGCUGAACCUAUAUACACAGUUGGUAUUGAGCACCAGCGCGUUGAAAACGAUAUAAGAGUAUUAUUACCACCUAAAGCGAAAAGACCAGGUGGUAGGCCUAAACAGCAAAGAAUACCUUCCCAAGGUGAAACUGUGAUUAUCAGACAUUGUGGUAGAUGUAAGAAAAGUGGUCAUAAUCGUCAAACUUGUAAGGAACCAAUAGCGUUGCAUCCAAGAACUGAAUGA
This is a messenger RNA of Tripterygium wilfordii, 1560 nucleotides long. RefSeq lists its product as uncharacterized. Gene Ontology annotation, molecular function: zinc ion binding. The transcript has a single exon. The record is from RefSeq and is a predicted model, not a curated record. Bases 1 to 1560 code for a protein of 519 amino acids. NCBI's taxonomy places the organism in Eukaryota, Viridiplantae, Streptophyta, Magnoliopsida, Celastrales, Celastraceae.